Molecule: messenger RNA, 3594 nt
Organism: Naegleria fowleri
Lineage: Eukaryota; Heterolobosea; Eutetramitea; Acrasida; Naegleriidae
Exons: 1
Coding region: 1-3594 (1197 amino acids)
Molecular function (GO): protein binding
Source: RefSeq, a predicted model, not a curated record
AUGUCCGACGUGUUGGAAUUGUUUUGGGGCAAUGACGAUGAAUUGGAUGCUGCAUCUUCAAGCGUGCCGACAACAACAACCACACAUCAGGAUGAAAGUAAUGUCUCUCAUCGAGUAGCAACAUCUUCGGAGCGUACAGGUUUGAUGUUUAAUCAAACGCAAAGUAAAAGGAAAUUGCCUUCCGAUGGAGAUGGUGUAUCGUCAUGGUCAUCACGAAAUUUUCUGGAAGGUAAAAGUGCAAGUUCAAGAAAUAUUAAUUUGGUGGAAAAUGAUUCAUUGUCGGAAUUUAUUACUUUGAGCAGCAAUAUAAAUAAUGGAAACAUCAAAACGAGAAAUAUUCCAAUGAAAAAAAUCAGUAAUUCACAAGAGGCCGUGCAUAAAUUAUUAUUUUCAAAAAACAAAGAUGACACUUCAGAGAGCGAAGAAGAGUCAUCGGAAAGUGAUGAGAGUGAAGAGGAAACAAUUGGAAAUUUUGUACAAAAUAAUGUCAACAACAAUAAUUUAAAUUCAACAACAAGGGUUUCCACAAUAUCUCUAAAAAGUAGAGAGUCAAAAAGCGAAUCACAUUCCCCUAAUGAUGAAUCAAAUGAGGAAUAUCAUCAACAAGCAAAAAAUACAUCCGAAAAUUUUCGUGACGCAUUGCACCAUGCAAGGAGAUUACAUGAUGAGGAGCAUAGAAACGAAGUUAUUCAACAUGACGAAACAAUUUCAACCGCUUUAAGAAAUGAUGACACGAAUGCAACAGAAGAGAAUAACCAUGUCAAGAAAAAUAACAAUUCUUUACAACAGAAACAUGACAAGCCCCCUAAUAACAAGACAAGCAAAGAGGUACAUACAUCAAGUUCUUCGAGAAACUUUAGAUCCACAAGAAAUACAUUGCAUUUACUGCCUACUGCAUGUCACGAAGUGUUUCCUGUCAAUGAUUUUAUUAUGGAGCAGCAGUUACCAACAUCCUCUCAUCCACUCGAAAAGAGUUAUCACGAUAAGGCGAACACAUUGAAAUUCACGGCAAUCACGCAUCUUACACGCGUAAAACGCGCUCUUGAUAUUAACAAAUCGUGUAUUCAUCACAGAACUAAUCAAUUCAGAGCUACUUGUUUUCCUCUAACUGCAUCCACAAUUUCAACGUUACCAAAACACCAUUCCCUCCGUUCCCUAUACAAAGGUAAACCUUUGUGCUACUACCACCUGUUAGAUUCUUUUAAAUAUGCUGAUAUUGCAUGGCUAGUUCAUGUCACUGGAGCUAAAAUGCACAAGCUUUGUGUGACAUGCAUUGAGAUUGACUUGAACUCGAGUUAUAAGAAGAAGCUCAUAGAGAUGGGUUCUCAAUUUUUCUAUUCUCCUGAGCAAGAAAAUAUUGACACUCAAUCACUUCCAACCAUUCUUCAAUUGACCUGUAGAUCCUCGAAGUCACCCACAUCAACAGCUACAACUAUCAACGCGUCACAGUUUAUUGCAUGUAGAUACUCAGAUAAUAGCAUUCGAAUUUUUGAAUUUUCUUCUACAUUACGGAACGGUCUCGGCAUUAAGCUUGUUGAGACACUUCACUUCACUACACAAACCUCAAAUAUUGUACAUAUAGCAUGGCAACAUGCUAGCAAGUGGGAUAUUUUUCAGCUCUCUAUUCUUUUUAGUGACAAUACUUUGAAAUUUUGGAAUUCUAAGAGGGGACUCAUGGACAUGUCUCAUUCUCUCGAUUCCAAAAUUCCAAGUCUUCCACUGGGUGGAAUAUUUCACAGCACAAUUUGCGAGUUUACGUCUAAUCCCAUGGAGCUCUUCAUUAUUGGAAAUACUGGAAUUUAUAUUUAUGAUAUCCGAGAGAAAAAAUCGAGAUUGCUUUUAGAAAUGGCUGGAAUUACUGCUUUUGCAAGAAAUUAUGAUCAUCCAUACAUGUAUGCGAUUAGCACCCAAAAACGAGUUCUUAUUUAUGACGAAAGAAUGGGAUCACAAGAGCUUGUAUGUUUCAACCUAUCUCCUGAACAUGAUGGUCUUUCUGAAAUGUUUUUCUACAGCCAUUCUGAGAAUGAACUUCUAUUAGUCGGAUACAAAUACCAGCGAGGAAUAAUCUGUUUCCCAAUUGAACCUUCCUCCAUUUUAAUGUCACAAAAAGACAAACCUCUCAAAGCAGAAUUACCAUGGGAUGAUUUAGAGAAAAUAUUUGCCACGAAAUGCAGAGGUUCUGGAAUACCAACGCCACUUGACACUUUUCAUGAUGCUACUCUUCUCAUUUCCCCAAAUUUAAAGCUGUUAGAGAGUACUCCCCACUUUUUAGUUGGUUGCACCAUAAUUCCACCCUCCAAUACGUAUCCCUUCCUGAAAGUUUUUCAUACCAGUGACGGUGGUGAUGUUUUUUGUCAAAAUGUUUAUGUGAACACUACUCAAGUGAGCUUUAAAGGAUCAAGAAAUUAUGAAAAAAAGAAUUCCUCACUCGUUAAGGCUGGAACCGCUUUUGAAAAGCUAUUUAAAUGGAAUCGAAAAGGUUAUCCCUCAAUUUUUGAAAGCAAUGCUUAUUGUGACUUGUAUUCGUUAUUGGCCUUUAACAGACCAACAGGAGAAGAUUUGAGUGAAAACGUUAACAUAGCAUCUCUAGAAUCCAAUCCAAGUGUGCUCACUGUUGAUGCGUCCAAGCUCGUGAAAAUCAUGACUACGGAUACGACACAAUCUUACAACAUUUCCAAUGGCUUCGGAGCAGAGAAAAUUCCAACACCAGAGGAAAUCAAUUUCAUUGUGAAUAACCUCAGAAACAAGUACAAAAAUUGUCACCAGUUUCUCGUAUUUCCACUCAUCAAUGUUCACAGAGAAUUGAUUGAGGAACAUUUUUAUUCAUUCAGCUUGUCACUCAAAACGUUGGACACUAUUUUGACUAGUUCUAAAUGUUUUCACCGAUGGAAAAUUGGAGACGAUCCUAAAGUCUAUUCUGAUAUUUAUUUUGCCUUAACCGAUGAAGAGGAAAAGCGAAUUAAGGGAGAAAUCACUCGUUCGAAACAAUCGAGACAAGAGGCCUCUCAAAACAUUCUCGAUAUUCUUUUUGCUGGACAAGACGACACGAGUGACAAUGAAAAGAAACAAACACAGCUUUUCAAGAAAACGAACAAGACCCAAAAAGAUGCACCUUCAUUCUCCCAACAAUCUGUGCACUAUUCUCAGAAUAAUGACGAUGAAGAAGUUGAUAAUGAAAGCUCCGGUGAUGUUGAUGAUGAGGUGAUUGAAGAAGAAGAGUCCACAGAAAAGAACGACACAUCAGCAACCACUUCGAAGGGUUUAGGCGAGAGCAACGAUGCCCAAGACAUUGUUGACUUUCUUUUGGGUGAAGAAAAUGAUGACGACGACGAUAACGACGAUGAGCUGGCAUUCACGACCAAUGGGAAUGCGAUGCCCACGGAGGAUAGUAGUGAUGAUGAGGAGCAAGAGGUUGUUUUCAGGUCCAUUCCUUCGAAUCCAAACCUCGACAACAUCAAACAACUAAGAAAAGAUUUCCAACUUGACGGUCCUUUUCAAAGAGAUGAAAAGAAUGAAAUUCGGUAUGAAAAUAUUACCGUGAAUAUGGAUCUUUUCCGAAGUGAUUUAGCCAAAUGGUAUAAUAGUAAUAUUUGA